AGUGUGCGGAGCCGAGUGCGAACCCGGAACUCGUCCUGCCUGCUCCUCGCCGCCGCACUCCUCCUGAAAAGAGGAAAACUGAGAUUGUUCUCUGUUUUUAAUCAGCUCACCAGCUUCGUUUGGACCCCGGACACUUUAACGGUGACACCCCGGACACUGCAAUGCUCUCACCGAGGUUCCUGCUGCUGCGGUCGGCCGCGUCCUUGACGACCAGGUCUUUCCGCACAGGGGGCGUGUUGAUGCACGGCAAGGCGCCGGACAUGGUUGAAGGAAAUCCACUUUUACACGUGUCCAAUGUGCGAAACAAGCUGAGAGAAAUCGUGGGAGCUUCCACUAACUGGAGUGAUCACCAGCAGGCCAUGGCGGAGCGCGUGUCACUGUCGUCCAUGUUGGCGAAGUCUCAAAACGACCUCCCGGCCAAGAGGAUGAAGGACAGCUACCAGGAGGUCCACCUGCCUCUGGGCUCCGAACCACAGCUCAGAGAGAAAUACCUGACCUUCCACAACACUGUCAGGUUUGGUAGAAUCCUGGAGGACUUGGACAGUUUAGCAGUCCUCAUCUCUUACUCUCACACCUACAACGAGGCUCUGAAGAGGUCUCCUCUGUCCAUCGUCACCGCCCUGGUGGAUAAGAUUGACAUGAGGCAGCACAUCAUCUAUCCUGACUGCGACAUCAAGUUCACCGGUCAUGUGACGUGGGUGGGAAAGACCUCCAUUGAAGCCAAGAUGCACAUGUCACAGUUCCGGGAUGGAGCGUACGCCCCGGUUCUGGAUGCUACAUUCGUCAUGGUGGCUCGGGAUCCAGAAAACAAGAGGGCAGCUUUUGUGAAUCCACUGAAGCCAGAAGGCCCAGAGGACGAGAAACUCUUCCAGGAAGGAGAAGCUAAUAAAUCCCGCCGUGUGGAUCUCAGUACCGCGUCGUUGCUGAAGGUGGCCCCCACAGACGAGGAGAGGAAGAUCGUACACAGUCUGUUCCUCAACACGCUGGACACAAAGACGGUUAGUUUCCGCAGCAGAGUUCUGCCUCCAAACUCGGUGUGGAUGGAAGAUGCCAAACUGAAAGGACUGGAGAUCUGCCACCCUCAGGAGAGGAACAUCUUCAACAGGAUAUUUGGAGGUUUUCUGAUGAGGAAAGCCUACGAGUUGGGCUGGGCCAACGCCUGCUCCUACGGAGGAUGUCGGCCGAGUCUGGUGGCUGUUGAUGAUAUCCUCUUCCAGAAACCCGUGGAGAUCGGCUCCCUGCUGCUGCUCUCAUCACAGGUGUGUUACACACAGGGGAAGCACAUCCAGGUCAGAGUUCACAGCGAGGUGUUUGAUCCGCUGACUCGCCAGCACAACACCACCAACGUCUUCCACUUCACCUUCGUAUCCGACCGCGACGUCCCCAACAUUAUUCCAAAUACAUACGGAGAGUCGAUGCUGUACCUGGACGGGAAGAGACACUUUAAUCAGACUGUGGAGAACUGAAAGCAACGUGUGUGAUUGUAUGUGUGUGUGUGUGUGUGUUGGAGGUCGGUGGAGGAGAAUGAAUGCAGUUAACGCAGCAUAAAUCCUGUUUAUAUCACGCUUUGUUCAUUUCACACAACCCACAUGGUGGCCUGGUUCCGGUUACUUUAUUUGUUCCGGUGGUUUACGUUUCGGUGUCGGGAGAGCUCCUACAAUGCAACAUUUAUUAUUUUUUAAAUUCAUUUAUUUUAUAUUUUAUAUUAUAUAUUAUCAUUCUAUUCUUUAUUUCACUGUAACAGUUACUUCGUCAGCGUUUACAGAUUCUCAGCAGUCGUGGUUGGACUGGUGAAAAUGAGGCAAAACUCUUCACUUUUAUAUUCUGAAUGUGUCAGGCUGCUGCGAGAAGGGGGGGAGGGGGUCAUUUCUUCUGGCUUUAAAUUGUAUAUUUACUCAAAUGCAAUAAAUGAAUUCUUAUUUAUGA
Molecule: messenger RNA, 1926 nt
Organism: Dicentrarchus labrax (European seabass)
Lineage: Eukaryota; Metazoa; Chordata; Actinopteri; Moronidae
Gene: acot9.1
Product: acyl-CoA thioesterase 9, tandem duplicate 1
Exons: 16
Coding region: 162-1466 (434 amino acids)
Biological process (GO): acyl-CoA metabolic process
Cellular component (GO): mitochondrion
Molecular function (GO): fatty acyl-CoA hydrolase activity
Source: RefSeq, a predicted model, not a curated record